Manihot esculenta (cassava) is the source of this 1311-nucleotide messenger RNA. RefSeq names its product transcription factor MYB98. Gene Ontology annotation, cellular component: nucleus. Bases 1 to 1311 code for a protein of 436 amino acids. The record is from RefSeq and is a predicted model, not a curated record. NCBI's taxonomy places the organism in Eukaryota, Viridiplantae, Streptophyta, Magnoliopsida, Malpighiales, Euphorbiaceae. The transcript has 3 exons. Gene Ontology annotation, molecular function: RNA polymerase II cis-regulatory region sequence-specific DNA binding; DNA-binding transcription factor activity, RNA polymerase II-specific. Gene Ontology annotation, biological process: regulation of DNA-templated transcription.
AUGGAGAAUCCUCUCACCCACUCAAUGUUUAUGUCUGAUUAUUUCUCAGAUAAACCAUCUAUGAAAUAUGGUUCCCCCUUUGAAGCACCUCCAUCAUCACCAUCAAAGGGCUUUUCUCAAGAUCUUCACCAUUUUGAUCAGUUUCAUGCAAAUGGGUUGUCUUUAAAUCCCAUUUUUGGAGCCCAAAAUGCUUCCAAUUUCGAUUUUUUUGAUGCUCUCCCCUAUGGGUCUUCAACAAACAUUGAUUUCUCUGAUUAUGAGUGCAAGCCAUUUGCAGAUAACAAUGGUGGGCAUGGUCAGGUCAUGGACAAUUUCCAAAAUGGAGGAUUCUUGAACCUCCCUCAUAAUCAGAGUAAUUCCAUAGGUACCAUGAUGGGAUCCAAUCAGGGGCAGGGCAACAUGUCCUUAGGCUUCCAAGAAAUGAAGCCUAUAAAUUUUGUGGUACCAGAUGAAGUUUCAUGCAUCAAUGCUAAUCAAGAAUACCACAAAAAAGUUGGUGUUGAUAAGAAUAGGGCAUCGUCUUCUAUGGGAAGAACGUGGAGAGGCCGCAAGAAGAACAAUGUAGUGAAGGGGCAAUGGACAAUUGAAGAAGACAGGCUCUUGACUCAGCUGGUUGAACAGUAUGGAGUGAGAAAAUGGUCUCAUAUUGCUCAGAUGCUGCCUGGAAGGAUUGGAAAGCAGUGUAGAGAGAGAUGGCACAACCAUCUAAGGCCUGAUAUCAAGAAGGAUAUGUGGAGUGAAGAUGAGGACAAGAUCCUCAUACAUGCUCAUGCAGAAAUAGGAAACAAAUGGGCAGAAAUUGCAAAGAGAUUGCCAGGAAGAACUGAGAACUCAAUCAAGAACCACUGGAAUGCAACCAAAAGAAGGCAGUACUCUAAGAGAAGAUGUCGCUCAAAGUACCCAAAAGGAUCUCUUCUUCAAGAAUAUAUCAAGAGCUUGAACUUAGGCUCGGUUCCUGCAGCAGCUGGUAGAUUUCUGGGAAAGAGCAGUGAUGCAAGAGCAGUCAACAAUAUUUCUAUGAAAGCACCAAACCUGCAGCCACAGGUCUCAGAGAUUUCCCAAAACAACAAUAGGUUGUUUCCAAAUUAUUAUGAUUUCAAUGAGGUCCCAGCAUUUGAUUUUGAUGAGAGAAUGAUUCAAGAGGGCUGCAGCUUUGGUUCUUUUCUUGAUGAGAUGGCUAAUGGCGAUCGUGGUUUUGAUGAGAAAAGCUUUGAGAUGAAUGUAGCAAUGGAGGAAGUGAGUCCUUUCAUGGAUUUUGGAGAGAAGAAAGAGCUGGAUUUGGUGGAGAUGAUCUCCCAAGCCAGAAUGUGA